UUUUCAGUAGUGCGUCCUCCGCGGCGCGUCUUCGGUGCGGCCACUUUCCGUAAACUGCGCCUUCUGUGUUUGAGCGCACCACCUCGAUAACACGUCAAUCCCUGCAGCACUUCACGAAGAUAGCAGCAGGCCUGCGAGGAUCCACGGGGAAGCUUGCCAGCUACAGACUGCUCAUUCUUAAUUAUCUCCAUGGCUGCUAAUGAGACGAGACAGGAGCCGGAUCUGCUCGAAAUGCGCCAAUUAUCCGCAGAGGACGGAUGUGCGUUCGUGUGCGUGCAGGGCAACAUGCUCAGUUGAGAGCAGAGACAGUUGAUUAUCGGUGGUUAUCAGCAGUUAAAAGGACGCGCGGUCGCUGCACUUUACGUAAUUCUUUUUUUUGCGUAAUUUUGCACCGGGUAUCGGAUGCCGCGUGGACCAGGAUUAUUUUGGCGAGGAUAGCUCGAGGGCUCUCCCCGCCUCCCUUCACCCGUUGUUGUCCUCAACGGCAGACGCACAGAUUCAUUCAGACGGGGACUAUUUGUCUGGAGCAAUAUCGUAAUUGUAAACAGACGAGGAGCAGUUUUAAUGAAAUCCAACAUCGCUGCAUCCCGGUUGAAGCCUUCAAUUAGCAGUACCUGGGGAAUUCUCCAGCUGCUCUUCCAUGCUUUUCUCUGAGAAUGGGAUCAUAGUAAACCUUUCUGGGAUUUAGAUCAACAGCCAGCAUGUUGCAGCCUUCUACCAGAACAGGUGACAGCCUGCUGAAAACAUUACCUCAUUGGAGUAAGCGUCCGGGAUGGGUCCUCUCCCUCACCCUCUGCAUGGCUCUCCUCUGGCUUCCAGGGGCAGCGGCAUCCACCCUAAACUGCCAUAAGACGUGCAUCUGCGCCUCAAACAUAGUGAGCUGCUCCAAGAUGAAUCUGACCACCGUCCCGACAGGUCUGCCGCUCUACACUGCUGUGCUGGAUCUCAGCUACAAUGAGAUAGAGCGCCUGCGAUCUGAGUGGACCCCGAUCAAGCUCCUAAAGCUGCAUAACCUCCUCCUCAGCCAUAACGGGCUCCACUUCCUGUCUUCAGAGGCGUUCCAACACGUGAAGCACCUGCGUUACUUGGACCUGUCCUCCAACAACUUGCAACUGCUGGAUGAGUUCAUCUUUGAGCCUUUGGUCAACCUGGAGGUCCUCUUGCUGUACAAUAACCAAGUUUCCCAGAUUGACCGCUCAGCCUUUCUCAGCACGAUCAACCUUCAGAAGCUCUACCUAAGCCAGAACCAAAUCUCCCGCUUCCCUGUGGAGCUGGUCAAGGAAAAGUCCCGCCUGGAGAAACUUAGUCUCCUGGAUGUGUCCUCCAACAAGAUCAAGCUGUUUCCCAUUGAUGAGCUCCAGGUGCUGCCUGCCUGGAUUAAAAACGGCCUCUACUUCCACAAUAACCCUCUGCUGUGUCACUGUGAUCUUUACACACUCCUUGCCCAUUGGUACAUUCGAAAGCUCAACUCUGCUGUGGACUUCAAAGACAACUACACCUGUAUUCUGCCUGGCCCGCAAAAAACCCAAGUCGGUGUUUUUGAUCUCAGCGGUUACAUUAUGAACUGCAGCACAUUCAAGGAAUCGGGUGAAGAGGCUUUUUUAGAGCAGAGGCUGAUCCUUAGCUGUGACACCAAACGCAGGGGGAUGUUAAAAACCUGGAUGAUGCCAGGUAAUGUGGCGGUGACAGUUGGAAGCAACCAGACAGCCAAAGCCUUGAAAGAUGGAAAUCUGCAGAUUAAUCCGGUGAGGAUUGAGGACUCUGGGACCUACACUUGCUUUGCCAUGAGCGAGGCCUUCAAUGAGACGAUCUAUGUGGUGCUGAAGGUUCACAACUUCACCAUGGACGGGGGCAGCGAGAGCCUGAACACAGCCUAUACCACCUUGGUGGGCUGUCUGGCCAGUGUGGUGCUUGUGCUCAUGUAUCUCUACUUGACGCCAUGUCGCUGCUGCUGCUGCCCCAAUAAAGGUAAGGCUCGGGGUGAUGACAGCAUCCACUCGUCCAUGCUCAGCGUGACGCCGACUCACGAGGACCCGGCGCUCAAGGCCGAGCUGAACAGGCACGUGGCGUUCAUAGACUCCAAGGACUUGCAGGGCCAGAACGGCAAGCUGAACCCCAAUGGGGAUGAGGAUGAUGAUGAUCUGGAUGCAGAGGCUGGUUCUCUUAUGAAGGGGAAGAGGAAGAAGUCAGUAGCAGAGUCCAUCAGCUCCGUCUUCUCAGACACUCCCAUGGUGGUCUGAGAUGAGACCGGCAAAGACUGGACGUAUAUGGUACAACGCGAGCCAUGUUUUAGUCGACGUAAACUGUGACUGUGACCUUGUGGGAGGAAACGGAGGAAGGAAGUUCAUCUAUAGUUGUCGGCAAGUGGAAAUAUGGAUCUCAAAGGGAGUAAAAAAAAAAAAAAAAAACUGUUUUGUUGCCCACAAGGACAAUAAGAAGGACUUUUCCAGCAUUUUAAUCUGUAGCACUUAAUAUUCAUACUGUGAAGGAAUGGCAGUGUACAAGAACAAGGGGAACUACUGAAAUCUUAUGAAAGUAACACGUAGACAAUAUUUUGUUGCUAUCAGCACUCAGGAAGUGAUCCAUUAAACUGCUCAAGUGUGGGAAAUACAUAUGAUAUCACAGGUUGAAAUUAGAUUUGAAAAACGUAGUUUAUAUUUAAACCAUGGCUGGCUCAUAAUUAUAUUUAUUACACGGACUAAAAUAGAUUAAUCUUACCUAAACAUUAAAGCAUAGACACACAGGGACAGAGACUUAGAUGGACAGGCCAUGAAUACAUCUGUCGUUAACCUCGAGUCAUCUGUAGAGAAACAAGCAAGCCAUAAACCCUCAUUAUAUGAGGUCUCAGGCUGAUCUGUAUAGGAUAAAGAAAACGUGCACAUUGAGAAAGCAGUAGCACUAACAUUAUAUUAAGAGGCCAUCGCAGGUCAUUUCCACUCUACUUCAUAUCCGAUACUUAGCUACAGUCGGAUAUAGUUCAUCCGUCCGAUCUUUAUUCAUAUUCAUAGUCGUGGACAGCGAUUUAGGAGAAAUCGGUCAUCGAGAAAUAGGGAUCAAUUUACAUAGAGGUGUGGUAUAAAAUAGUUAACCAGUUUGAGGCAGAAAAUAGCUUAUGAAUGGACUAUAAAUGAAAAGAAUUGCCUCUUAAUUAUUGCACAUCGACAGUAUAACCCAAAAAGACAAUUAAACACAUGGCACACAGCCAGCAGAUACACAUUAGACAUUAGCAGGGAAUUAUUUUGUCUUGAAUGAUUAUCAACAUAUUGUAUUUAGUUCUGUGUACAGACCGGUACCAUGGUUCUUACAAGGACUAAUAGACUGAGGUACCACCUCCUGAGGAGCUUGACUUUUCCUCUCGGCCAAGUUAUAGCAUUUGUUUCUCUCAGUCACACUAGCAGGAAGUUAAAGACCAAGCUAAAAGCUGCCAGCUUGAGUUUACUUUAUUCAUGCACCUUACACAGAACAUAAACCUUGGUGUAUUUAUAUGUCAUAAACUAUGUAGUAGAUUUACUGCAAGUAUUUUGCUCGGAUGGACAAUUACAAGUGUCACAAUGUUUUGUCCUGUGGUAGGUACGCUGCAUUAGCAGGUAAACAGAGUCUGCCAAAUAAUAAAACCUACAGGGUUCCUCCAGAGGAUUAUGAGUAAUGUUGAUGAGGCUGUACAUUAUUUGACAGGACAGAGCUGAUCUUAGAGUCUAUAGCUACUGUCAGGAAACCUCAUGUAAAACUGGAGACUUCAGAAGAUAAGUUGAAUUAUUUUCCGUGCGAAACACCUGUAUGCUGUGCAUAUUUCAUUAACAAGGUUUAAAACAGGCGUGGACAAGAAAGAGGGAUUUUAUUAAAUGGUGCGGAGUUAGUGUCAUAAUACAACAAGGCUAGCCCGGCGUAAAUGCUAAUUGCAUCUAUUGAUGGGAUGCAGCUUCCUUCUGCUUUCCAUGUCUUUGUCUCUCUGAGGAGCAGGGGAUAGGUGUGUUAUCAUGAGUCACAGCAACACAAAAGCCUUUCUCUCUGGCUCGCUGCACACUGACAGCCUCAAUUCAGCCCAGAUGUGUUUGCUUUUUUUGUGUACCUCUGUCAUUACGGGGCUGCCCUCACUUUAGUUCAAAAGCAAUCACUCAACCAGGCAAUGAAUGUGACGCCCUUUAAGUAGUCUUUCAUAUGUUUACAAGGGAAACGCCUGGAGCUCUCAUUCAACAUUUGCUCUCCCACUGAGUCUUAUCAUUUUCAAAGUAGAAUACAAGAACUUGGAAAGAAUUUAUUGCUCAAUGCUUCUUGGUUUUCCACUUCACCACAACACUACAUAGAAGAACAGAUAUAACAGAUAUAGAACAGAUAUAUAAAAUCCCAUACAUCUAGAAAUGAAAUGUCAGUGUAGCUCUCAAAUGUUAAAAUGUACACUUUUCUGAGUGCAAUAGGUUUUUUUAAAAUGUAGGUUAUAUUCACAGUUGCAGGGUGCAACGCAGCAUCUUCUGUGUGUGGGUGAGAAGAGGAAGUCACACUUAUCGGAGAGGUGGUGUGUGAAUCAUUCCACUCUUGCACACACACAUAGGAAUACCAGGUGGAAACAUGUAAAGCCACAUUUAGCACUACUGCUGACUGGCUGCAAUUGGCAGAAAAUCAAUCCCGUUUUAGGGCUCCAACCUUUAAGUGUUGCCCUCUAGAAUUUCAAUAUAUGUGCUGUUCCCUGUUGUCGCAUCAUUGGAUCAAUCCAAAACCUCUCGGAUUUCAAGCCCUGGUCCCUCAAGGCAGCCUGAGAAGCUACUAAACGGCAGUUACAGAAUCUAAUAUGGUUAAAAAAACCAAACUAAACUCAUACACAGAUAUAAUGGCUGUUGCAUUGCGCACAUUGAUCUGGAAGACUAUCAAGUAAUAGCAUGUGUUUGCCCCGCAGUAAGUGUCAAUACAGUUAAAUCGGCCCUGGCUAAUGAUUGGUCUUCUCCUCUGGGUUGUCACUCAAAAUGUAAGUUGCAGUUCUGUACAGAGAAAAACGAAGUGCUAUUGCGAAGGUCCCAGCAUAGAGGAGAAGAGCGGCUUUGUUGUCUCCAAAGCACAUCUGCCUUCCUAUAUAUAUCUAUAUAUACAGUAUAUAUAUGUAUUCAGACUCACUUUUCUGUGUUCAGUAUUGAUUAGUUGUGUACUGCUAUGUUCUACCAGUGUAUUGACUGUAUUCUUGUAUAAUCGGAUGUCAUUUCGCAUUACGUCUGCCGCUGUGCUACUGUUAGUCGUUUCAACAUUCAAGUCUUGACCAUCAAUGUUUAUUUUUUAAGCGGGGUGGGGUUUAAUUUUUUAUUGACAUAGGAUGUAUUUUACACUCGACUCUGCUGAACAAUAGGGUUAAAUUGAAAAUAUUGAUUGAACAUGUAUGAAAAACUGCACAGGAGGAGUGCCAGUUUUGAAAUAAUCGAUACAUCCUAAUGGGCAGUGAGUAUGUAGCCACCAGUUAUUCUCAGUCAGUAUCACAAAGCCAUAAGGAAUGCAAGGGGAAAGUGAAGGAGUGCUUCAUCAGAAUGGUGGCUAUGUCAGGUGAUGUAUGGAGUUCUCAAACGGACAUCUUACAACCAUUAAAGCAACAACUUUUCUGCCUAUAAUAAAAGUCAAAGAAUAUUUUUAUACAAGCCGGGGAGGAAAAUCAAGAGACCUCUCCGCCAAUGAAUUCCUGAAACACAGUGGGUUCUGAAUGGAUUUGAAGACAGACGGUAAAUAAAUCUUCUCAGGACUAUGUCAUUUUUAAGUUCUAAUUUAAUACGAUGCACAAAUGUUUUCACAUUUGCAGCAUAAAUAAAAUGAAAUCUUCGGUUCGAGAUCUGUGCAGUUCACGGGCCUUUUGCUAUUUACAGUAAUGGUACAUUUACUGUUCCCUUAAUGAUUAGGGAAGGGAGUGGUCUCUGCCCGACAUACAUCUAUCUCCCUUCAUCUGACUAUGUAGUAGCAAUUACGGAAACAUCCUUGAGGUGGUGGGGCUAAAAGCUCUCUGCUUUAACGGUGUCCACAGGACAAGAAUGGAGCUUUCAACAGCAUUAAGAGCACAGAGUUUAUUGAUCACUGCCUCAAAGAUGAGCUGGUUGGUCACUGCCAUAAAAUCUGAAAGGUCUUGCAGCUAAAGUGGAAUGGCUUUGCAUGGUUCGCUUAAGAGCUUCUCUGACUGCAGGAUAGGUGCAACCUAGUAGGCAUUAAAGUUAAGGAAAAUGUAAUUUGACUUAAUAAAAAAAGAUCAAGAUUUUCUCUUUGUGCCGACUCCAUUUUUACUGUUGUCUCUUACUAUUUCCAGAAAUCAUCUGUGACAUGUUCCUGUAUUUGUUUGUUUAAAUCUUUGUGGCUGAUAUCUCAUGGAGUAGUUUAAGGACAAAGCUGUGACAUUUUGCCAACGUUACUAUGACUAAUGUAGAGGUGCUAACACAGUAAAUAUAGAGUAGCUUUUGGGGGAUACUUCGCCAUGUAUUUCCCUGAUAAGUAACUGACUGUAUGGCAAAUCUGAUCUACGUAGAUGUGUAUGAACUCCAUGCGAAGUAUGAAUGUU
Messenger RNA from Anarrhichthys ocellatus (wolf-eel), 6517 nucleotides. RefSeq names its product adhesion molecule with Ig-like domain 1 (gene amigo1). The transcript is spliced from 2 exons. Gene Ontology annotation, molecular function: protein binding. Gene Ontology annotation, cellular component: membrane. Bases 702 to 2240 code for a protein of 512 amino acids. The record is from RefSeq and is a predicted model, not a curated record. Gene Ontology annotation, biological process: brain development. Lineage: Eukaryota; Metazoa; Chordata; Actinopteri; Perciformes; Anarhichadidae.